Molecule: messenger RNA, 528 nt
Organism: Trametes versicolor FP-101664 SS1
Lineage: Eukaryota; Fungi; Basidiomycota; Agaricomycetes; Polyporales; Polyporaceae
Exons: 1
Coding region: 1-528 (175 amino acids)
Source: RefSeq, a predicted model, not a curated record
AUGUCUUCAGGACGCGCCAUACCCCACGAAUGCGCCUCCAAAACGCCUGCAUGGGCAACAACAGAUCGCGUGGCCGACUGGCGCGCAACACCUUUGCGAGAACGCUUCGAAAUCUUCAACGCGUUCAUGCACGAGUUGGAGAUGGACGGUCACCUCAAGACCUGCGUCAAGAUAGCCCCGCCACACGUUGGCGCAGGUCGUCGCUGCGUGAAACGGGUCCCGGUGCCCUUAAUGCCCCCGACUAUCUUCGAAUAUCCCGAAGAAGACGAGGACGAUUACCUGGAGGAGGCGGAUAGCACAACAGCGUGCGACGAUGGGUCACCCGUCUACGCAACACCUCGCGAUAAGCCUCUCCCGCUCCCGCCACGAGAUGUAUCCAAGAAGUUGCCCCCGACACCUCGGGAUCGUAACAAGGCGCUUCCAUCGCUGCCCCCAACACCACCCCCAAAAACACGCCGCAAGGAGGAACCGAUGCCGCCGACGAAGGGCCGCAGUAGAAUUUCCUGUCUGAGCGCUGUUAGUACCUGA